Messenger RNA from Neodiprion fabricii, 708 nucleotides. RefSeq lists its product as uncharacterized. The transcript is spliced from 4 exons. The record is from RefSeq and is a predicted model, not a curated record. Lineage: Eukaryota; Metazoa; Arthropoda; Insecta; Hymenoptera; Diprionidae. The coding region runs from base 110 to 532 and encodes 140 amino acids.
UGACAGCACCAGCCUGCAGCAGCCGACAAGCAGACGACACCCACCUGCGCAACUCCUUUGUCUUUCACUCGUGGCAACUCGUUGAUUUUCAUUUUUAUAUUCUCCCAAAAUGGAUCCUCGAGUUGAACGUGGUCAAGCCAUUAACACAUGGGCCUCAGUAAACAGUAAACGUAAAGUUGCUGCGUACAUUUUACGUGUGAUGUGGCGUGGCGCAACUUUUACAUGCUGCAAAAUUGGAAUUCUUCAUUCCAGAAAAAUGAUACUGGGACAAUUUCCACGGAAGUUGAGGGCAGUUAGAGUAUUGCUCUCGAAAGAUUGUUAUGCACCAAUUCAAUGUCCUGAGCAGUGCAAAAGUACUUGUUUAAUGGACGAAUUGCCAGUUCCCUGUGGAUCGUGGCAACAGAAGUUUGAUACGAAGAUGAGGCAGUCUAAUAGAGCUUUAAUGAUCGGAGGAGGAUUUUUCAUAUUCACUAUAAUAGCUAUGCACAAAUUCGGAUACGUUCGAGGAUACAAUGUUCCGCUAUUUUACUGACAAAGUAUUGAGAAACGAUUGGAACAAGAUUGUUUCUGUAGCACUCCAAUAAAUCUCUUGAAUUAGUCGAUGUUCAUUACGUUAUUUGUUUUCAAUCGUAUUCUUUACAUCUUGCAGGGAUAAAACGCGAUAUCUAAUCUAUAAACAAUGUUAACGUCAUGUCCCGCAAGUUUUUU